AUGCCAGUACACCCGCAUCUGGACAUUUUACAGUGUAAUGUCAACCACUCCGCUCGUGCCCAAGAUCUGCUCAUGCAAUUCACGGCGGAGCGCGGCAUCUCCAUAGCGGUGGUGGCGGAGCCAUAUUUUGUUCCUACCCAGAUAAACUGGGUGGGGGCCACAGACGGCAGGGUGGCCAUGGUGGUACCGGCGGUGGGGGACUCUCCGCCCCUUACGCCAAUAAUUCGAGGCCGGGGAUUCGCAGCGGCAAAAUGGGGUGAAACUGUAGUUGUAGCGAGCUACUUUUCCCCCAAUAAACCGCUUCGCGAUUUUGAGCGAUUCCUAGAAGAAAUAGGGAAUAUAGUGAGAAGAGCGAGCCCCAGCCAGGUGCUCGUAAUGGGCGAUUUUAACGCCAAAAGUGAGGCUUGGGGCUCGCCCCUCACAAACCCAAAGGGAGCUGCCCUAAGGGAUUGGGCGGUGGUAACGGGCUUGGUCGUCCUGAACCAGGGCAACGCCAAUACUUGCGUGCGACGGCAGGGGGGGUCUAUCGUGGACAUAUCGUUUGCGACCCCUGCCAUCGCCGCGCGUAUAUCGAAUUGGCAAGUUCUGGAGGAGGUGGAGACCCUUUCCGACCACCUCUAUAUACAAAUGAGGGUCCACAAUGCGCCGGUAGUCCCACCGAUGCCCGGCCGAAGAAGAAAUGGUUUCCCCAAGUGGGCCAUAACAAAGCUGGACCGCGAGAUGGCGGACGAAGCCGAGUGGAUGAGCGUGCCUCACGCCUCCGCGAAAGUCUACAAUCGAUAUGUGACGCGGCAAUGCCACGCGCCGGACGACCAACUGCCAGGAAGAGGGUGUACUGGUGGUCGGAGGAAAUUGCGGCCCUCCGUACCACCAGUAACGCGUGCCGCCGCGCAUUCAAUCGAUGUAGACGGAGGAGGCAUACAGAGGAGGAGGAAGAGGCAGCGUACCAGGCCCUCAAAACGGCAAAAGACGCUUUAA
This is a messenger RNA of Cydia amplana, 978 nucleotides long. RefSeq lists its product as uncharacterized. Lineage: Eukaryota; Metazoa; Arthropoda; Insecta; Lepidoptera; Tortricidae. The transcript is spliced from 2 exons. Bases 1 to 978 code for a protein of 325 amino acids. The record is from RefSeq and is a predicted model, not a curated record. Gene Ontology annotation, molecular function: catalytic activity.